Pogonomyrmex barbatus (red harvester ant) is the source of this 1484-nucleotide messenger RNA. It is a transcript of the gene Tk, whose product is annotated as tachykinin. NCBI's taxonomy places the organism in Eukaryota, Metazoa, Arthropoda, Insecta, Hymenoptera, Formicidae. The record is from RefSeq and is a predicted model, not a curated record.
AGCACGCGGAGCUUUGGAUUCAGUCAGUUGACUGGUAUUCGCCAUACCGAGCAGAUCUCAUCCUGAGAUCUUAAGGAUUGCCUAACUGAAGACGGAUCGUCAAAUUAUUACUGAUCUCGCUGUUGCGUCGUUGUACCUUUCGAUUCUGGUCUUACUUCCGGUCUUAUUUUUGAAAGAAUGUUUAUCAACUCGGUUUUGUUCCUGGCAAUCUGGACUAGUUCAUCGUUCGCGGAAGAAUCGUCUUCCAGCGAUGUCGCGUCUGCCAAACGGGCGCCUAUGAGGUUCCAGGAUAUGCGCGGAAAGAAGGACCUCAUUCCCACGGCAACAGAACACAAUGAACUUUCCAAGAGAAUGUUAGUAGAUUUUCAGGGUAAAGAAUCGAGUGCAUCCGAUGUUGAGAAUAAUUUUCUGCAUGACGAGUUUGACAAGCGAGCGCCGAUGGGAUUUCAGGGUAUGAGGGGAAAGAAGGAUUAUUUGAUACCUGAUUUCGAAGAUUCUUACUUUCGUGACGACUACAAGAAAAGAGCGCCAAUGGGCUUUCAGGGUAUGAGAGGCAAGAAGGCCACGUUGGAGAACGAAUACUAUAAACGCGCACCCAUGGGAUUUCAAGGAAUGAGAGGAAAGAAAUCUUUGGAAGAGGUGUUGAGCGAAAUUGAAAAGAGGGUCGCGAUGGGCUUUCACGGUACUAGGGGAAAAAAGACAUAUGUUUUUGAAUAUCCGGAAGAUUACGAAAAGAGACUUCUCGCGAUGGGAUAUCGAGGUUUGCACGAUACGAUGAAAGAAUUUCCAGCAGAGUGGGAGAAAAGAGCUCCCAUGGGAUUUCAGGGAAUGAGAGGUAAAAAAGCACUGCUUGACGUGAUAGAGGAACUUGAGAAACGAGCCCUCAUGGGUUUUCAGGGUAUGCGAGGAAAGAAAGAUAUUUUUGAUGAAAAUGAUGAAGAUGAAAAUAAUGAAGAUGAAAAUGAUGAAGACUAUUACAUAGAUUCAGAUGCAUAUUUUGACAAGAGAGCACCAAUGGGUUUUCAAGGGAUGAGGGGUAAGAAGAAUUCUGAUAAAAGGGCGCUUAUGGGUUUUCAAGGUAUGAGAGGCAAGAGGAAUAUACAUCCAAGAUUUGAGACUGAUAUGAAUUUUGGAAGCCGAGCAUCGAAUGAAUAUCAAGGAAUAAGCGAUAGGAGACACGCUCUAGCCUCGUGCCAAGUCGAAAAGAGAUCGCCCUUCCGGUAUUUUGAGAUGCGCGGUAAGAAAAAUCCACGAUGGGAGUUACGGGGGAUGUUUGUGGGGGUGAGAGGCAAAAAGUGGGCGAAAGCCCCAUACAAGGACAACAGCCCGUUCAUAAAGGUAUUUGAUAAUACCGAAAGGAUCGGCGUGGAUGGGGAUUCGCCAGCAACAUUAGAUUCACAAUAAUACAACAGCCCUUAGAAAUGUGGUAACUGUUACGAAACGUCUCCUUCAAAUAAUUAAACCGAUGUAGCUAAAUCUAAAAA